UCACUAGUAUUAUAUUAUAGUGUGCAGUUGUGUUUCGAGCGGCCGUCGAGCUUGUCGCGUGUGCACACGGUGUUCACAAGUCGUGGAAAAAAAAUAUUAAAAUAAUAAUAAUWAUAACGCCAUAAACACUCUACGUUAUUAAAACAUUUUCCUAUUAAAUCUAAUAAUCGAAUAUUUUUAUAUUUUUAUCUCCGCGGUCGUGUGCCGGUGCUGUACAAUAAGUYGACUGAAAAAUCCUCUGAUAGACGUGCAACGAGUGCCGUCRUAUUCUGCCUAAGKUUUUCGCGGUAAACGCAGUCUUCGAGAUGGGUCGAAAGUUCCCGUUGCUCACGUCGUGUCUGGGUUGCCCACUCAAGACCGGAGCCAUCAUCAGCGGCGUCUACGGAAUAGUUAUUGCCAUAUUCACUCUGAUCAUGAUUCUGACUAACGACAUCAAAAUACAGACGAUCGUCAUAGAUUUCUUACCCAAAUCUGUCGUGCAUAUCAUUGUAGCAAUCAACCUGCUUAUGACUAUAUUAAUAUCGUCUCUGCUUUUGGUCGGGAUUUUUAUGCGAAAGAAGAUAUUGAUGCUUCCUUGGAUAGUACUAACGAUCAUGUUAUGCAUUGCUAGUCAUAUCUGUGAUAUACACUACUAUUGA
Messenger RNA from Diuraphis noxia (Russian wheat aphid), 638 nucleotides. RefSeq lists its product as uncharacterized. NCBI's taxonomy places the organism in Eukaryota, Metazoa, Arthropoda, Insecta, Hemiptera, Aphididae. The record is from RefSeq and is a predicted model, not a curated record.